Messenger RNA from Salvia hispanica, 678 nucleotides. RefSeq lists its product as uncharacterized. The record is from RefSeq and is a predicted model, not a curated record. Lineage: Eukaryota; Viridiplantae; Streptophyta; Magnoliopsida; Lamiales; Lamiaceae.
CUCUCUCUAUCCCAAAUCUCUCUCCAGCAAUUGGGCGAGUGGAUAAUCGGUGGGCAUCGGAAAUACAAGGUGAAGUACACUUCCCCAUCUGCACGCGCCGCCGCCGAUGGCGUACUCGCCCUUAUCCCUCUGUCUACCGCCUUCUACUCCCAAAGCGGAGCUGGUAGCUUCAACCUCGUCGACAUUAUUUACGGCCUCUUCUUCAAUUAGAAAAGCCCUUUCUCCGCUGCCGUCUUUCCCGAGUUGCCGCAGCUCAAUCGUGGCGCGUGGCCACCGGAGAUCGUUGAUUGUCGGCAUGGCUCCCGAAGAAGAGAAGAUGACUCGCCGUUCGCCUCUCGAUUUCCCCAUCGAGUGGGAUAGGCCAAAGCCUGGAAGGAGGCCUGAUAUAUUCCCGCAGUUCAGCCCUAUGAAGACUCCGUUACCACCACCCAUGCCGGCUGAUCCUGAGGAAGAUGAAGAAGAGGAUGAAGAGAAAAAGGAAGAAGAGGAGGAAGACCCUGAGAAGGAGGAUCCCGACAAGCCAGACCAGUAGCGCCCAUAGGCCAUUACAUGAAAUCUUGGAUGUGGCUUCACUUGGAGCCAUCUCAGUUUUUUGUGUUCCAAAUGUCUUUGUACUAGAUGAGUAUUCUGCAAGGAUCUAGAUAAACUUGUAGGCAAUAUAUCUCUUCUAAACCUAAA